Otolemur garnettii (small-eared galago) is the source of this 869-nucleotide messenger RNA. It is a transcript of the gene CTLA4, whose product is annotated as cytotoxic T-lymphocyte associated protein 4. The transcript has 4 exons. The record is from RefSeq and is a predicted model, not a curated record. Gene Ontology annotation, biological process: negative regulation of regulatory T cell differentiation; immune response; T cell receptor signaling pathway. NCBI's taxonomy places the organism in Eukaryota, Metazoa, Chordata, Mammalia, Primates, Galagidae. Gene Ontology annotation, cellular component: membrane; external side of plasma membrane. Bases 145 to 813 code for a protein of 222 amino acids.
UGCACAUGAGCAGUACAUGCUGGGAUCAAAGUUGUCUAUAUAAAGUCCUUGAUUCUGUGUGGGUUCAAACAUAUUUCAAAGCUUCAAGAUCCAGAAAGGUUUCGCUCUGCUUCCUAAAGACCUGAACACUGUUCCCAUAAGGCCAUGGCUUGCCUUGGAUUCCAGAGGCAAGAGGCAGGGCUAGACCUGGCUUCCAGGACUUGGUCCUGCAUCAUCCUAUUUUCUUUUCUCUUCAUUCCUGUCUUCACCAAAGCAAUGCACGUAGCCCAGCCUAAAGUGGUCCUGGCCAGCAAUCGGGGUGACGCCAACUUUGUGUGUGAGUAUGAGCCUCCAGGCAAAGCUGCUGAGGUCCGAGUGACAGUGCUGCGGCAGGCUAACGACCAGGUGACUGAAGUCUGUGCAGUGUACAUGACGGAGGAUGAGUUGACCUUCCUAGAUGAUUUCACCUGCACUGGCACCUCCAGUGGAAACAAAGUGAACCUGACCAUCCAAGGGCUGAGGGCCACGGACACGGGUCUCUACAUCUGCAAGGUGGAGCUCAUGUACCCGCCACCAUACUACUUGGGCAUGGGGAAUGGAACCCAGAUUUACGUCAUUGACCCAGAACCAUGCCCGGAUUCUGACUCCCUCCUCUGGAUCCUUGCAGCUGUUAGUUCAGGGUUGUUUUUUUACAGCUUUCUCCUCACAGCUGUUUCUUUGAGCAAAAUGCUAAAGAAAAGAAGCCUUCUUACAACAGGGGUCUAUGUGAAAAUGCCUCCAACAGAGCCAGAAUGUGAAAAGCAAUUUCAACCUUAUUUUAUUACCAUCAACUGAGAGACCAUUAUGAAGAAGAGAGACCAUAUUCCAAUUUCUAAGAGCUGAGGCAAUUC